Molecule: messenger RNA, 1211 nt
Organism: Heterobilharzia americana
Lineage: Eukaryota; Metazoa; Platyhelminthes; Trematoda; Strigeidida; Schistosomatidae
Source: the annotation of a GenBank genome assembly
UUUGACUUUUGUGGUAGUUUUCGCUCACUGCUCUUAGAAUUACUAGUAAUUGUACUCUGUAUUUGAAUGGAUCUGAUUAAUGAUGAAGAAGUUCAGCGGUGGUUGAAGUUUUCAAUCAAAUCUUUUGCAAGGAAAAUCAUCCCCACUUUUUAUAUCGUGGUCUUUGUUAUAGCCCACAAUUAUGCGAUUUCGUCAUGACGUUGUGCAUGCAUUUAAAAGCACCAUAUGAAGUCAUCUACAAAACCAUUGAAAUGUUUGAUAGGUUUGUCUUUCUACACUUUUGGAGUUUACCAGUUGAAAAGUGCAUAGAAAGUUUCGACCAACCUUUUGUGCCACAAAAGAAAAAAAUAAUGCUAUUUCUCUUCACUGUUUUACAGGUAUCUACAAAAUUAGUCUACAGGCACAAAAUUCUGAAGACGUCUGAUGCAGGAAAAAUAAUGCAAAAGCUAGGAUAUAUGUUUACAAGGAAGGAAAUACUAAGUUCGGAGUUAUGUGUGCUAGGUACCUUACAAGAUUCACUUAUGUGUCGAACUCUAGAAGAGUGUGUAGAAUUUCUCGGUGUUGUCUUCAGAAAUCAGGACAGAACAGUAAGGUUCACAAUGAAGAACCAAGUUUUGUUUUAUGUUUACUGUAACUACAACCGCUUGAGUAUAAAAUUACGAAAGUAUCAGCUUCUUUUCCAGUCAUAUACUCAGACAGUUUUUUUGCUUGGUUUUUCUAUUUUGCUUUCAUGUUUGGUGCUGCAAAAUCAGAUACAGAAACUGGAGUCUCUUCAGUCGGUCGUGAAGUAUCUAAAUAUUGUCAACGAACAGGACAUUCAGAAAGUAUCAUUUAUUAUUUUAACUUCAAUUUAAAAAAACUUUUCUAACUGAAAGAAGCUUUCUACUCUAAUAUGGUUUAUUUUUGUGCACGACAACUCGGUUUACAAUUUGCAUCGAUUGCUGAGAGAUCUCGGUGACAGUUGGUUUUGACAUGCAUGACUUUUUUAAAUAGUUCAGUUGUAUUCUUCAAGACAUCAGCAUUUAUAGCCUCACACUUGACUGCUCGAACUGUAAAAUGAUUUUCUGUACUCGUUGACAAAACUUGUCGCUGCAAAGCUGCUGUUUAAAUAAUUAUGACUGUUUUAUUUCAGACAGCAUGUGUGACGGCACGAAACUCUCAGCACUUAAUAUUUCAGCAAACCGAUUCCCUGUACAGAAUUUUAAACGAAA